GUUUGAUGAACCAGUUAUUACACAAUUGACAAAUAAACCUGAUAUGUUUAUAAGCAACAUUAGAAGGAGUUUGCCCAAGUACUUUUCACAAGGAUUGUUGGGGAAUUUUUAACGAGAUGUGAAAUGGAGAAGUAUCUGACACCUCAGCUUCCUCCAGUUUCUAUAAUUCCAGAGCAUAAAAAGUAUAGACGAGACAGUGCCUCAGUCGUAGACCAGUUCUUCACUGACAGUGAAGGGUUACCUUACAGUAUCAACAUGAACGUCUUCCUCCCUGACAUCACUCACCUGAGAACUGGCCUCUACAAAUCCCAGAGACCGUGCGUAACACACAUCAAGACAGAACCUGUUACCAUUUUCAGCCACCAGAGUGAAACGACUGCCCCUCCUCCGGCCCCAACCCAGGCCCUCCCUGAGUUCACCAGUAUAUUCAGCUCACACCAGGCCGCAGCUCCAGAGGUGAACAAUAUUUUCAUCAAACAAGAACUUCCUACACCAGAUCUUCAUCUCUCUGUCCCCCCGCAGGGCCACCUGUACCAGCUGCUGAAUACACCGGAUCUAGAUAUGCCCAGUUCUACAAACCAGACAGCAGUCAUGGACACUCUUAAUGUUUCUAUGUCAGCCGCCAUGGCAGGCCUUAACACACACACCUCUGCCGUUCCGCAGACUACGAUGAAACAAUUCCAGGGCAUGCCCCCUUGCACAUACACAAUGCCAAGUCAGUUUCUUCCACAGCAGGCCACUUACUUUCCCCCGUCACCACCAAGCUCAGAGCCUGGAAGUCCAGAUAGACAAGCAGAGAUGCUCCAGAAUUUAACCCCACCUCCGUCCUAUGCUGCGACAAUUGCUUCUAAACUGGCAAUUCACAAUCCAAAUUUACCUGCCACCCUACCAGUUAAUUCGCAAAACAUCCAACCUGUCAGAUACAACAGAAGGAGUAACCCCGAUUUGGAGAAACGACGCAUCCACUACUGCGAUUACCCUGGCUGCACAAAAGUUUAUACGAAGUCUUCUCAUUUAAAAGCUCACCUGAGGACUCAUACUGGUGAGAAGCCAUACAAAUGCACCUGGGAAGGCUGUGACUGGAGGUUCGCACGCUCUGAUGAGCUGACGCGCCACUACCGGAAGCAUACCGGGGCCAAGCCAUUCCAGUGCGGGGUGUGCAACCGCAGCUUCUCCCGCUCCGACCACCUGGCCUUGCACAUGAAGAGGCACCAAAACUGAGCUGCGGCGAGGGCCUGCGUGCCUAUGCAGUCACGCUGAUGGUCUGCAGUUCACUUGGCAAAAUUUUAACUACAAACUUAACUAUAUAUAUAUAAAAAGAAAAAGCAAAAAACUGGAAAUGUAUAUUUUGUAUAUUUGAAAAAACAGGGAGUACAUUGUAUUAAUGCCAAAGUGUUUGGUCCUUUUAGGAAUCUGGAAUGCUUGCUGUAAUGUAUAUGGCUUUACUCAAGCAGAUUUCAUCUCAUGACAGGCAGCGCAUCUCAGCGUGGGUAGGGGGGUGGGGGUGCAAUGUGUGUUUGCAGCGUUUUUACCUAAGCACCAUCAUUUAAUGUGACUGUGUUUAGUAAACAAGUCAGUUGGCAGGCUGAAGGAAGAAGGCUGGAUUGUAUGUCAAGAUUUUACUUGACAUCAAGUUGUUUUCAAUAAUAGAAUAAUUCCUUAGAGGUGUACACAGCGUACCUGGCAAUUCACAAAUAGCCAUUGAACAAAUAAGUGUUUGUUUUGUUUUUUUUUUUUUUAUGAGUUGCCUAUAUUUGCUAUUCAAAAUUUUGUAAAUAUGCAAAUCAGCUUUAUAGGUUUAUUACAAGUUUCCUAAGAUUCUUUGGGGGAGAAAUCAUAAGUAAUUUGAAAAUAACCAUGAAUACAUUUACAGUUAAAUUUUGUUGUAAGAUACCUCUUAAAAAACCUAUUAAAUUCAUUUCUUUAGGGGGAAAGAUAAUCAUCAUUCAAAUGAACUUAAAAAGCAGAUUUAAUGCACUGAUUAAAAUGGGAUUUAUUUUAAAUAUGAAAGAGUUUUAUAUGAAUUGUGAACUCAAGAGCUUAAAGAUAGUUACAAUAUAUGAAAGUUAAACCUCUUAAAAUAAGCUAAACAGUAUCAUUUUACAGGCGGAGGACUUAUGUAGUUUUCACAUGGCAAUGUUGAAUUUAUGAUGCAGUUUUCAUGUAUGAAAACGUUGAAUUUAUCAUGCAGUUAUUUGUUCAUGCAGUACUGUUGGUUAAAUGCCAGUUUAAGUGGAUUUUGCAUGUAAUAUACAGUGACACAGUAAUUUUUCCUAAAUUACAGUGCAGUUUAGUGUAUCUAUUGUUCAUAUUGACUCAGUGUCUACCUUUAAUUACAAAUGACAUGUUGAAAACUUAAGGAAGCAAGUACUGCAUAUAUGCAACAUAAAAUAGUAAUGUGAUGCUGAUGCUAUUAACCAAAGGGCCGAAUAAAUAAGCAAAAUGCCAAAAGGGGUCUUAAUUGAAAUGAAAUUUUAAUUUUGUUUUUAAAAUAUUGUUUAUUUAUUUUGUGCUAAUAUAGUAAGUUUUUUUAGAAAAUUUUCAUAACUUGAUAAAUUAUAGUUUUGUUUGUUAGAAAAGUUGCUCUUAAAACGUGUAAAUAGAUGACAAGUGGUGUAAAUAUUUUGUAAGCGGCUUCAAAUGUUUAUACGUGGAACUUAUCUACAUGAAAAGCUAAAAUCGGUUGCUGUUUUGCUUCUUUUUCCCCUCUUAUUUUUGUAUUGUGGUCAUUUCCUAUGCAAAUAAUGGAGCAAACAGCUGUAUAGUUGUAGAAUUUUUUUGAAAGAAUGAGAUGUUUAUAUAUUAAUGACAAUUUUUUUUGGAAAAUAAAAAGUGCCUAAAAGAUU
Molecule: messenger RNA, 2846 nt
Organism: Myotis davidii
Lineage: Eukaryota; Metazoa; Chordata; Mammalia; Chiroptera; Vespertilionidae
Gene: KLF5
Product: Kruppel-like factor 5 (intestinal)
Exons: 4
Coding region: 124-1221 (365 amino acids)
Biological process (GO): regulation of transcription by RNA polymerase II
Molecular function (GO): DNA-binding transcription factor activity, RNA polymerase II-specific; RNA polymerase II cis-regulatory region sequence-specific DNA binding
Source: RefSeq, a predicted model, not a curated record